GCGACGGGGCGGCCCCGAGAGCUCAGCCCAGGCCCGGAGGGGGAAGCUGAGGGCUCACUGGUGCCAGUCGCCGCCGGCUCGCUCUCCGGUGCCGCGGCGGGUGGCACAGGCUUGCAGCCAAGGGCUGAGUGCCCGGGUCGGGAGGAGGGGGCACCGCCGGCCACCGCCCCGCCCCGAAGAGCGCUCGGCUCCGGCUCCGGGCAGCGGCACCGCCGGAGCGCAGGCAAUGCAGGUCGCCCUGUCUCCUCCUGAUACUGUGCCCAUGCCUGUCUCCUCUCCAUCCUGAACUUUCCUGGGCCCUCCUAAGGGCGUUCGUGGGAGCAGAGUGCAGGGCUCCGUGGUCCCUGCCUCCGCAGGCUGCGGGACAGUAUCCCUGGGGACAUCCGGUUGACUCUACCCGUCCCUCUGCAGCCUCGCGGCGGCAGCCCAUGGAUCCAGGGCUGUUGCGGCCGGCGCCGGUGAGCGAAGUCCUGGUGCUGCACUACAACUACACGGGCAAGCUGCGCGGGGCGCGCUACCAGCCGGGCGCGGGGCUGCGCACCGACGCCGCAGUGUGCCUGGCCGUGUGCGCUUUUAUCGUGCUGGAGAACCUGGCUGUGCUUGUCGUGCUCGCGCGCCAUCCGCGCUUCCACGCGCCCAUGUUCCUGCUGCUGGGCAGCCUCACGCUAUCUGACCUGCUGGCCGGCGCCGCCUACGCCACCAACAUCCUCCUGUCCGGGCCGCUCACGCUGCGACUGUCGCCGGCGCUCUGGUUCGCACGCGAGGGCGGCGUCUUCGUGGCGCUCGCCGCGUCCGUGCUGAGCCUCCUGGCCAUCGCGCUCGAGCGCCACCUCACCAUGGCGCGCCGGGGACCCGCGCCCGCCGCCAGCCGAGGGCGCACGGUGGCGCUGGCGGCCGCCGCCUGGGGAGUGUCCCUGGUACUGGGGCUGCUGCCCGCGCUGGGCUGGAACUGUCUGGGCCGCCUGGAAGCCUGCUCCACCGUGCUGCCGCUCUACGCUAAGGCCUACGUGCUCUUCUGCGUGCUGGCCUUCUUGGGGACCCUGGGCGCCAUCUGUGCGCUCUACGCCCGCAUCUACUGCCAGGUGCGCGCCAACGCGCGGCGCCUGCGCUCAAGACCCGGGGCCACCAGGGCUGGCGCCACCAGCGCGCGUCGCACCCCGCGCUCCCUGGCGCUGCUCCGCACGCUCAGCGUGGUGCUCCUGGCCUUCGUCGCCUGCUGGGGACCCCUGUUCCUGCUGCUCCUGCUCGACGUGGCGUGUCCCGCGAGGGCCUGCCCUGUACUCCUCCAAGCCGACCCCUUCCUGGGGCUGGCCAUGGCCAACUCGCUGCUCAACCCCAUCAUCUACACCCUCACCAACCGCGACCUGCGCCACGCGCUCCUGCGCCUGCUCUGCUGCGGCCGCCGUCCCUGCGGCCCACGCCCUGACGGCUCCCAGCCCUCGGGGAGCAAGGCUGGGGCCUCGGGGGCCCUGAGACGCUGUCUGCCCCCUGGCCUGGACCUCAGCUCCAGCCGCUCCGAGCGCUCUUCGCGCCCGGGCGACGCGGUGGACACCAGUGGCUCCAUAGGCAGCCCUGGUGCAGCUAUGACUGGCCGGACCCUGGUACCCGGCUCCACUGCGGACUGAUGCCCGACAUCCACUGUCGCCCUUCCCAAGAGCUAUUCUAAAGACGUUUUCUUUUUUAAAUAAAGAAUUUAUAGGAAAGACAGCUGAAAAUGAUGGAGAAGGAAAUGACGCAGGGAAAAUGUAAAUCCCGUGACAGGACACAAACAAUCCUUGAGCCAGUCGUGCUAGUGCACGCCUGUACUUCCAGCAUUUGGGAGGCUGAGGCAGGAGAAUGGAUGGAAAGUUUGAGGCAAGCCUGGGCUACGUAGUGAAUUCAAGGCCAGGCUGAGCUAGGGUAUGAGACCCUGUCUCAAACAACAUCAAAAAAUUCCUUGCCUUCAUGGAACUGACGUUCUGGUUCAGGACACAGACACAAAUGCAGUGGUGUAAUAAUGGAGAUGGUUCUGGCGACAACACAGACAUGAGAUGGUGUAGAGGUAGUGACAAUGUGGGCUGAGAUGCCAUGGUCCUGAGGACGCCUGAAGCAAAGCAUCUCGGGAUGAGGACUCAGCAAGUGCAUUUGGCAAGGGCCGGUGGCCACUGCUUGGGGUGUGCAAGGAAGCCAGAAGGCAACAGGGACUGCCCGAGCCCAGAGGAGUCACGAUGGAGACCUCCACUCUCCUUGGACCAGUGAGAGUCUACACAGAGUUUGGAGCCUGAAGACAGAAUGAAUAAUACAGUGUGAGUAUGGGCAGAACAACUUCCAAAUAUGACCGUGGGACACUCACAUCUUAACAAUUUUUUUUUAAAUUUUUUGCACUCCUAAGGAUGGAACCUAGGGCCUUCACACUGAGCAACAUCCCCAGCCCCUUUUUUAUUUCUUAUUUUGAGAUGGAUCUUGAUAAGUUGCUAAGUUGCCCAGGCUGGGCUCAAACAUAGGACCUUCCUGCCUCAGCCUCCUGCAGUGCUGGGAUCUCAGUCAAGCAUGUGCCUUGGGCUGGGCUGGGGUUGUUCUCUAUGGUAGAGCACUUGCUUGCACAGCAUAUAUGAGGCCUUGGGUUCCAAAUUCUUUGACUGUGGUGUAGAAUCCUUCAUUUUAAAAAUACAAAUAAAAUAAUAAGAGCAACUACUAUUUAUUAUACUUGACUAGUUCCCUGCUCUGAGCUAGGUCCAAGAAUUAUUAUUUUUCUCCCUUACUAUAACUUGUUUUGUUUUGAGACAGAAUGAUGUCACUAUAUAGUUCAGUGUGGCCUUAAGUUCACUAUGUGGCCCAGGCUGGCCUGGAACUUUGGGAGAUCCUCCAGCCUCAGGCUCCAGAGUGCUCAAUUUCAGGCGUGGGCCACCACACCCAGCGUAUUGUAACUGGAAAGUAGGGGUCUUCACUUCCAUUUCACAGAUAACUGCACACAGUGGGUCUCUCACCCCAGGGUCUGGGCCCCAGGACCGGCCUAGGCUAUCCCAGACUGGCAGGCAGAAGGAGGCCUUGCAGGGUCUGGCAAGACUAGCCCAACCCUCCCUCCCCCGGGGGUCGCAUUCUUGCCUGGGGGGCGAUACCAGGGUCCCGUUUGUGCCCAUAAAAGGCUACAGGCGCGCUAGUCAGGGCCCUUUGCGGGUCUCCAGACACAUUCCCCGAGCGCCAGGCAUUGGAGCUGGUGGGGCGGGGCGGGGGCGUCUGACUUUGUGCUCAGGCCGCGGCGCGCCACCUUCUGGGAGACAUCGGAACUGCACGCAGCCCUGGAGACUGUUAGGAGCGAGGUCGCUGACCUGGCCUUCGGGCGCAUCUCCGCCCGACACGCUCAGGUUGCCUCUGCAGGCCACGCGCAUGGAAAACCAGCCUCUUUCAGGAACACAAGUGCACCCGAGCCUGGGGUCUCUGGACAGGUCGCUCCCAAGGGUUCCUGUCCCCAAGCUACUGUGAUCUCCAGGGUGAAU
Messenger RNA from Heterocephalus glaber (naked mole-rat), 3476 nucleotides. It is a transcript of the gene S1pr5, whose product is annotated as sphingosine-1-phosphate receptor 5. Gene Ontology annotation, biological process: G protein-coupled receptor signaling pathway. Gene Ontology annotation, molecular function: sphingosine-1-phosphate receptor activity. Gene Ontology annotation, cellular component: membrane. The record is from RefSeq and is a predicted model, not a curated record. NCBI's taxonomy places the organism in Eukaryota, Metazoa, Chordata, Mammalia, Rodentia, Bathyergidae.